This is a messenger RNA of Pongo pygmaeus (Bornean orangutan), 873 nucleotides long. RefSeq names its product S100 calcium binding protein A3 (gene S100A3). The transcript is spliced from 3 exons. Gene Ontology annotation, molecular function: calcium-dependent protein binding; calcium ion binding; transition metal ion binding. NCBI's taxonomy places the organism in Eukaryota, Metazoa, Chordata, Mammalia, Primates, Hominidae. The record is from RefSeq and is a predicted model, not a curated record. Bases 214 to 519 code for a protein of 101 amino acids.
AACUGGUCAACUCUCAAGAGACCAUCUGGUUCAGGUUCCUGACUAGGCCAGCGAGGUGGGAUGAACCCCACCUUACAGAUCAGACCCCGCCCCUGAGACCCAGAGAGACAAAUAUCUCACCAGGAUUGCACAGCUGGCGAGAGGCAGAGAGGAUCCCACAAGUUUUUCUUCUGGAUGCAGCUUCCUUGAGUUCAGGGCAGGAGGCAGGUAAGGAUGGCCAGGCCUCUGGAGCAGGCGGUAGCUGCCAUCGUGUGCACCUUCCAGGAAUAUGCAGGGCGCUGUGGGGACAAAUACAAGCUCUGCCAGGAGGAGCUCAAGGAGCUGCUGCAGAAGGAGCUGGCCACCUGGACCCCGACCGAGUUUCGGGAAUGUGACUACAACAAAUUCAUGAGUGUUCUGGACACCAACAAGGACUGCGAGGUGGACUUUGUGGAGUAUGUGCGCUCACUUGCCUGCCUCUGUCUCUACUGCCAUGAGUACUUCAGGGACUGCCCCUCAGAGCCCCCCUGCUCCCAGUAGCCUCUGCUCCAGGGGGUGCACUGGCUGUCGGGGGCUGGGCAUGUCUCCCGCACCCCCUCCUACCCUCUCUCCUGUACCCCUUUCAAUCUGGACUUGCCCAGGUCUUCUGUGAUCAGUUAACCCAUUUUACUUAGGAGGCCCAGAGAUGUGAGGACUCCUUCCUCAGGAUGCCCAGCGAAUGAGGGGUAGAGCCACUCUGGGCCCCAGCCUGCCUGCUGCACCCCUGCGGCCUCCCUUGUUGGAUGGGAGGAGGGGGGAUCUGCUCUGAGGCCCUCGAGGCUCAGCAGAGCGUUCACCAAUGAGACCACAAUGGGAAAGGGCCUAUUUAACUCCUAAUAAAAAACUGGCGUCAGC